This is a messenger RNA of Lolium perenne, 741 nucleotides long. Lineage: Eukaryota; Viridiplantae; Streptophyta; Magnoliopsida; Poales; Poaceae. The record is from RefSeq and is a predicted model, not a curated record.
AUGGAGGAAGCCGACGCAGCUGGAGCGGCCGGCGUGCGCGGGGCGUCGGCCAAGCGCGGGCACACCGGCGCGAUGAGCAGGGAGAGCGAUGGUGGCAGCGUGGGGAAGCCGCAGCAACUCUGCAAGGACAUGGACUGGCUCAUCAACACUGCCAUGGACGAGCUCCUUUCGCUCGACCGGGGAAGGGGAAGGGGAAGUGGAUCAUCAUCAUUGCCACCACCACCGUCAACACUGCCAUUGAUCAUAGAGGAGUUCUUCAUCGUCGUCUAUGAAGACCCUUUGGUCAAGAAGGAACUCCCAAAAAAAUUUGCGGACUAUCUUGACGGCAAGGAGCCAGCUAAGGUGUAUCUGCGAGCAGCUGACUGCGGUCCUCGUCUCUGGACCGUGGAGGUCCUAUUUGACGGACAAGGCCGGAUGUACCUCGACAAGGGCUGGGAGAAAUUCGCCAUCGCGCACGGUGUGGAUUUCGGCUGGUUCGUACACUUCAAAUAUGAAGGCGAUGAUGUGCUCACAGUGAAGGUGUUCGACGGAACAAUGUGCAGGAGGUACUACUACUCAGACGACGAAGAUACUGACGAUGAAAGCGACGACGACGUGAAGCCAUGCAUCCAUCCCCUUUAGAUAAUUAAGGGGAUUAUGACCAAGAAUAUAUAUGUAGCUUCAUAUGCAUCGAUUUAGAGAUCUAGCUAUUUUCUAUAUAUUAUGCAUGUAAAAAAUAAUAUCGCAUUUCCACUAUUAUUC